Penicillium malachiteum is the source of this 1317-nucleotide messenger RNA. Its product is annotated as actin-related protein 3. Gene Ontology annotation, molecular function: actin filament binding. Gene Ontology annotation, biological process: Arp2/3 complex-mediated actin nucleation. Bases 1 to 1317 code for a protein of 438 amino acids. The transcript is spliced from 4 exons. The record is from RefSeq and is a predicted model, not a curated record. Gene Ontology annotation, cellular component: actin cortical patch; Arp2/3 protein complex. Lineage: Eukaryota; Fungi; Ascomycota; Eurotiomycetes; Eurotiales; Aspergillaceae.
AUGGCCUCUCAAACCCCUGCCGUUGUCAUGGACAACGGUACCGGUUACUCCAAGCUUGGAUUUGCCGGUAACGAUGCCCCCUCCUUUGUCUUUCCCACAGCAAUUGCAACCAAGGCUGGUGCCGGUAGCGCUGGAAGCUCGGGUGCGCGGCCCUCAGUUGCGACAAAACCAUCUUUCCUGAGUGGUGGUGGUGGAGGUAGUUCUCAUCUGUCUGCGAAGCGUGGUACUGAGGAUUUGGACUUCUUCAUUGGCGACGAGGCUCUGGCUGCUGGCAAUGGUCCGGGAUACGGUGUGAACUACCCCAUUCGACAUGGACAGAUUGAGAACUGGGAUCAUAUGGAACGUUUCUGGUCCAACUCCAUCUUUAAGUAUCUCCGCGUUGAGCCCGAAGAUCACUACUUCCUCCUUACUGAGCCGCCACUUAACCCACCUGAGAACCGUGAAAAUACCGCUGAGAUCAUGUUCGAGUCCUUCAACUGCGCUGGUCUUUACAUCGCCGUCCAAGCUGUGCUUGCUCUCGCCGCCUCAUGGACCUCAUCCAAGGUUACGGACCGAUCCCUGACCGGAACAGUUAUCGACUCUGGUGAUGGUGUCACCCACGUUAUUCCCGUGGCCGAGGGCUACGUCAUUGGAUCUUCUAUUAAGAGUAUUCCCAUCGCCGGUCGAGACAUUACAUACUUCGUCCAGAGCUUGUUGCGUGACCGCGGUGAGCCUGACAGCAGUCUGAAGACCGCCGAGAAGGUAAAGGAGGAGUACUGUUAUGUGAGCCCGGAUAUUGUUAAGGAGUUUGCGCGUUACGAUCGUGAGCCCGACCGUUUCCUGAAGCACACUGUCACCUCCCCCAACGGCCGCAGUAUCUCCAUUGACGUCGGCUACGAACGUUUCCUUGCCCCCGAGAUCUUCUUCAACCCUGAAAUUUACUCGUCCGACUUCCUGACCCCGCUUCCCAACGUCGUUGAUGGCGUCAUCCAGUCCUCGCCCAUCGACGUUCGAAGAGGUCUCUAUAAGAACAUUGUCCUGUCUGGUGGUUCCACUCUGUACAAAGACUUCGGCCGCCGCUUACAGCGUGAUAUUCGUCAUCUGGUCGAUGCUCGUAUCCGUGCAUCCGAGGCUCGUAGUGGCGGUGCCCGCUCUGGUGGUCUGGAUGUUGCAGUCGUCACACACAAGCGCCAGCGACACGGUCCGUGGUUUGGAGGUAGUUUGCUGGGUCAGACACCUGAAUUCCGAAGCUACUGCCACACUAAGGCCGAGUACGAUGAGAUUGGUCCUAGUAUUGUGCGGAGAUUUGCUUUGCUCGGUGGGCCUGGAAGCUCAUAA